Messenger RNA from Styela clava, 2076 nucleotides. Its product is annotated as UBA-like domain-containing protein 2. Lineage: Eukaryota; Metazoa; Chordata; Ascidiacea; Stolidobranchia; Styelidae. Gene Ontology annotation, molecular function: protein binding. The record is from RefSeq and is a predicted model, not a curated record.
UAGUAUGCUUUCGACCAAUCAGGAGCGAGAAUGAUUGUUACGUAAGCAGUCAGCCAAAGAAGUCAACAAACCCUCGGGUUCAUUUGUUAUUGUCUGCGCUGCUUUUUGUUUACCGAAUUUUUGCGCAGUUUUUUGUAUAAAUUAAAAGAAAUCACGGAGUGUAGUAGGUUUUUCUAUUUCUUUUAAUCAUGGAUGAACUUAAGCAUCAAGUAAUGGUGAAUCAAUUUGUGUUAGCUGCGGGAUGUCCUGCCCACGAAGCAAGGCAAAUUUUACAAGCUACACACUGGCAAUUUGAGACGGCAUUAAGUCAUUUUUUCCAGGAAUCAGGUAUUCCACAACAACAUAAUCAGCAUGCAAUGUGUCCUCCUGCCAACACACCUGCGACACCUCCUGCAUUCCCUGAAGCUUUACUAGCAUUUUCUAAAAUGCAAACUUCAGAUAAACAACUAGGCACAAGUCCUCAAGUUGUACCAACAACUGCGAGCAAUAAUAUCGGCUUUCUGAAAGUUCCAGGCAAGAGUUAGUGAUUUUGAAGGGUGGUUGUGAAUUGGAUGUUCAACCACCCAUUUAAUAUUGCAUCACCAAAAAUGGUGGCGACGGACAUUAAACACACUUUUUUAAAAUACAAACAACCAAACUUCUUUUUUAUUUCGCUGAUAUGAUAUUUUUUUCACUUUUUUUCAAUAUCUUAUUUGGCGGACUAAAUCCUACCACACAAAUGCACUUUUAUUUUUGUGGAAGACUGCAUUAUAGCGUAAAUAUGCGUCACAAAUAUGUGCGCUUCUCAAUAGCACAAGCAGACACCACAUUAAUUCCGCAUGAUUUCGCUGCUAUGCUAUCGUUUUAGAUCUGGUAAUGUCACAUUAGAAUUUUCCGAGAAUUGAAUCGGACAUAUUUACCUGAUUGUUACUCUUGAACGUGAUAAGUUGAAUUCAGGAUAAAUUUUCUUUGUUAAUAUGUAUGUACAAAUUCGAACAUGUUUAUUUCUUGUUCAAAUUUAACAAAUUUGCGCACUUUACGUGUCCUGACGUCAUGUUUGUCCCAGAAAGCAGUAACGCUAUACCAAAUGAGGAAGCUACAUUCAAAAAUAGUCUAACCUAUAAAAUUAUAAUUCAAACAUUAUAGAUGAGUUUGAAUUGUGCUGGGUUGAGUGUUAUAGAUCGGAAAUUUGUUAAUUUAUACAUCAGGAUAUUUUGGCAUGCUCAAACAGAAAUAUUUUAAACAUGGGCUAUUCUUCUAAAUCACAAAUGGACUAUUGUUGAUCCACCUAAACUAAAUUCUUUUUUUGGGUGACGUUUCCACUGAUAGGAUUUUAUAGUGAAUUUUCAGCGGGUCCACCAGAUUGCACUGUGUGUAUUUUCUGUAUUUUAUGAUGAGGUGUAGCACACUCUCACUUGAAGGGGUGUUUUUUGUUGGUGUAAAAUUGCAAAGUUAGGUUCGUGUUGGGUGGUAUAACCUAAUGAAAAAUAUCAUAUUUUAUGUAAGUGCUAGCUAUGAAUGAUUAUAAGAGACACCUGUAAGGCUGUUUCAGAAUUCGAUAAAGAUUUAUUUGUUUGCUAACGAAAUUUGAACUAUGAAUAUAAAUUUGUUCAUACAAUUUAAUUGGCAUAUUAAACAUUGUAUGAUUGUUAAACACAUGGCUGAGAAUGUUCAAGUGUGUUUUUGAACAGAGUAGAUAAUGAGAAGCUCAGUUCAGAAAUGCCUUAUUCAUUAUUGAUAAACUUGUUUACAAAUUUAGUAAAUUUGUGAAUGGAAAACAUUGCAGCAAAAAUUUUUCCCAUUUUUUAUUUGCAUUAUUUCAAGUUACCCAAUCUUGAAUAAAUAUGUUACGUUUUUGAGCUCUAUUGCGAAGAAUCAACUAAUUUGUUUACAAACUUUCAAUCGCAUCAAGGCGGUUUGAAUUGACAGAAAAUUUUUUUGUUCUUGUAGUUUCAAAGUUUUGUAAAAAGCAUCAUGUAUUUGAUAACAUCUUUCACGUGUCAAUGUUUUGAACGUCUGUUUCUGUUCUUGAAGGAGCCUCAAUAUUUUUGUGUGUUUUGAGAAAAAAUUGGAAAUAAAUCUUGAAACUUCGUUUAA